AUGAAGAUAGUAACAUACAAUGUUAAUGGGUUAAGACAACGCAUCUCUCAGUUCGGCUCUCUUCGCAAACUACUCGACUCUUUCGAUGCCGAUAUCAUCUGCUUCCAGGAGACAAAAUUAAGAAGACAAGAACUAAAAUCGGAUUUAGAUUGGCUGAACGGAUAUGAAUCUUUUUUUUCUUGCACGCGUACUUCUGAUAAAGGCCGAACUGGCUAUUCCGGAGUAGCGACAUUUUGCCGUGUGAAAUCAGCUUUUUCGAGUGACGAAGUGGCACUGCCAGUGGCAGCAGAAGACGGCUUUACUGGUGUUUUAGAUACUUCUGGAAGUAAAAUUGCGGAAGGUCUUGAGGAAUUUGCAAAAGAUGAGCUCUGUAGGGUUGAUGGUGAGGGACGUUGUAUAAUCACGGAUCACGGUCAUUUCAUUCUGUUUAAUAUUUAUGGGCCACGAGCUGCUAGUGAUGAUGUGGACAGGAUUCAGUUUAAGCUUAUGUUUUUCAAGAUAUUGCAGAAAAGAUGGGAGUUUCUCUUGUGUCAAAAGAGGAGGAUAUUUGUGGUUGGUGAUCUCAACAUUGCUCCUGCUGCCAUAGAUCGCUGUGAGGCCGAACCGGAUUUUGAAAAGAAUGAGUUCAGAAGAUGGUUUAGAUCUAUGCUGGUGGAAUCCUGUGGCUCCUUUUUAGAUGUUUUCAGAGCAAAACAUCCUGAGAGAAGAGAUGCAUACACAUGCUGGCCAUCUAAUACAGGUGCAGAGCAAUUUAAUUAUGGGACCAGAAUUGACCAUAUUCUCUGUAGUGGACCAUGCUUUCAUCAAAAGCAUGACCUGGAAGGCCAUAACUUUGUAACUUGUCAUGUUAAGGAGUGUGACAUACUGGUAGAGUAUAAACGGUGGAAACCUGGAAAUACACUGAGAACCAGGUGGAAAGGAGGGCUGAAUAUCAAAUUAGAAGGUUCAGACCAUGCUCCUGUUUAUAUGAGUUUUGGGGAAGUUCCUGUUAUUCCCCAACAUAGCACUCCAUCUUUAGCUUCUAGAUACCUUCCCAUGAUUUGUGGUCUCCAGCAAACUCUUGUGUCUGUGUUAAUGAGAAGAGAAGUUGCUAAAGAAGCUAAAUCUUACGAGGCCCUAAGCUCACUUACUACCCAAAGUAUGAAAAUGGAGAGUUUCAGUGAGUGUGCUGAAAGAUCGUUCAACUGCCAUGAACCUGGAAUUUCCCCUGGUGACCAUUGUUCUUUUGCAAACCAAGAACCUAAAGGAGAAAUGUGGAAAAUGCAUGAGAAUCAUAGAGAUCUACCUAAUGAAGCUGUUUGCAACACCACAAUUACAGCUGGGAGUUGUAAGCAGAUUAAUUUAAUUCCUAGUGACAGAGCCAAGAAAAAAGCAAGAAAAAUUCAAUCUUCGCAACUCUCACUGAGGUCUUUUUUUCAGAAGAGUCCAAACCCUAGGCAUGAUGUGGACAAUUUGGUUACUGAUACCUCACUUCAUCAGGCAGAUGUCCCAGAGUCCCCUCAUCGCAAAACUCCUGUGACUGAUUAUAAUAACUGUCAUGCUGAGCUGCAUGAUGUGAAUUCGAGUGGAUGCUCACAGGAUCAAGAUGAACAAGAUGGCAAUUGUUCUUUGGACAAAGAGAAAAAUAAUGUUGCUUUACUUGAAUGGCAAAGAAUACGACAACUCAUGGAGAACAGUAUACCUCUUUGUAAGGGCCACAAGGAACCUUGUGUUGCUCGAGUGGUGAAGAAACCAGGUCCUACAUUUGGUCGCAGAUUUUAUGUUUGUGCUCGAGCUGAGGGACCUGCUUCUAAUUCUGAAGCAAAUUGUGGUUACUUUAAAUGGGCUUCUUCAAAAUCCAAGCACAAAAAAUGAUGGUGUAUCUUGGUCUGAAAAUGAAAGAUUUAAGCUGUCCAUCCCUACCUCUCCCAAGUCUUGCUUCCUUAGUCUGACUGAGGUUACAUUUUGAAACCUAAUUUUUACCUUUCCUGCGUUAUCAGUUCUCUUAAAAUUGGGUGUUAUUUGCAGCCUCAUACUGCACUGGGGGGAUGUUUAGCAUCUGUUGACAUUGUAUCUUCACAUGUAUUUAUCAGUGUAAUUACAUUUUUGUAAAGUGUAAUCUAGUAAAAUCGGAAAAAACAAAAAAAGUAGUUAAAAAAAAAAAGGAAAACAAGGUUUUCUUCCUCUAA
Pistacia vera is the source of this 2168-nucleotide messenger RNA. RefSeq names its product DNA-(apurinic or apyrimidinic site) lyase 2-like. Gene Ontology annotation, molecular function: DNA-(apurinic or apyrimidinic site) endonuclease activity; double-stranded DNA 3'-5' DNA exonuclease activity; DNA binding. The coding region runs from base 1 to 1854 and encodes 617 amino acids. The transcript has 10 exons. The record is from RefSeq and is a predicted model, not a curated record. NCBI's taxonomy places the organism in Eukaryota, Viridiplantae, Streptophyta, Magnoliopsida, Sapindales, Anacardiaceae. Gene Ontology annotation, cellular component: nucleus. Gene Ontology annotation, biological process: base-excision repair.